AGCUCAAGCUUAUCGUCAAUCUUUAUAUUUAAAUCUAUAUAUAUGAACAUAUCCUGCCGCUCAUUUCUUUAUCAUACAUACUUGACACUCUAUCUUAAAUUUGAAAUCUUCCACAAUGACCUCGAAUAUGGUUGAUAUCAUUGCACCAAUUGUUGCUCCACUGCCCGACCCUCCAAAGGAUCAAUACUUCACAGAUCUCCAAUGGAGUACAUUAAUGGCGAUUAUGGAUACCGUCAUUCCUUCAAUACAUAAAGCUUCGGUCACAAAUGAUCCAUUCGGUCAAAUCUCAGUUCCCGAUGAACAGUACAGUGAUGCUGUAGCUCAUAUGCGAGCGACAAUCUCAUCGCCACCGUCAACGGAAGCAUUAGAAGCAUACCUCAAUGAAAAGCCGUCUGAUAUUCCAGCCUUUCAAGAUAUCCUUCUUCGUGCUUUAACCAUAUAUGCUCGUGAGGAUGCUCGGAAAGUCCUUGGUUUCAUUCUCACCACUCUCAAUACCCGCCUCGGCUCAUUAAUGCUCACAGGCUACGCUUCACCCCUACAGUCUCAUCCAAUCAACAUCCGUGAAUCAAUCCUUGUGAACUGGCGCUAUUCAUACUUCUUUCCGCUCCGCGCCAUCGCCAAAACAAUGUCGUUAUUAGGUAAAAACAUUUGGCUGAAAACGUCACCGAAUUUCGAUCGAGUCACGGGUUUUGUCAAAGUUCCCGAUCAUUAUGAACCAGGUCCCCAUUACGAGUAUAAGUUUCUUCAAUUUCCGGCAGGCGAAGAACCUUGGAUUAUCGAGACAGAUGUUGUGAUUGUGGGAAGUGGAUGCGGAGGUGCAGUUUGUGCGAAGAAUAUGGCGGAAGAUGGACAUAAGGUUUUGGUGGUGGAGAAAUCCUAUUAUUAUCCUCCUUCACAAUUACCAAUGUCCGAAGCGACUUCGGGUAUUCACCUCUUCGAAAAUGGAGGGGUAAUUAUAAAUGAUGAUUCCAGUAUGUCGAUUGUAGCGGGUAGUAAUUGGGGAGGUGGAGGAACUAUUAAUUGGAGCGCAAGUUUACAAACACAAGAUUUUGUGAGGAAAGAAUGGGCUGAGGAUAGAGGAUUGAAGUUUUUUGCUUCGACGGAUUUUCAGGAUUGUUUGGAUAGAGUUUGUGAGAGAAUGGGUGUUAGUGCGGAACAUGUAAGGCAAAAUCAUGGGAACCAAGUGUUAUUGGAGGGUUCGAGAAAGUUGGGAUUUAAUGCGAAGCCUGUUCCUCAAAACACUGGAGGACAUGAACAUUAUUGUGGACAUUGCUCAAAUGGAUGUGGAUCUUCACAGAAGCAAGGGCCAGUCGUGUCUUGGUUACCAGAUGCUGCGAAGGCUGGUGCAGAAUUUGUUGAAGGUUUCAAGGUUGAUCAUGUUAUUUUUGACGAAUUGGAUGAGAAAAAGGCAGUUGGAGUGAAAGGAGUUUGGACUUCGAGGAAUGUUAAGGGUGGUGUUGAUGGCCCUUUAUCUGGUAAAACAGUCCGAGAAGUUAUUGUCAAGGCGAAGAAAGUUAUCAUCUCGACUGGCACGCUUUGGACUCCUAUUAUAUUGAAAAAUAGUGGUCUCACAAAUCCACAAAUUGGAAGGAACUUAUAUCUUCAUCCAGUCAGUAUGGUCAGCGCCGUAUUCCCCGAGGAUGUGAAGCCAUGGGAAGGUGGCAUCCUCACAAGCGUAUGUAGCUCUUUCGAAAACCUCGAUUCGCACGGCCACGGCGUCAAACUCGAAGCAACUUGUAUGAUGCCAUCCCUCUCCCUCUCAUUUCUCAACUACCCAACCGGAUUCGACUAUAAGUUUAAAUCUCUCUUCUACCGCCACAUGAAUGCUUUCAUCUCCAUCGCUCGGGACCGCGACAGUGGACUUGUAUAUCCUGAUGCCAAGACCGGCCUCCCAAGGAUCUCAUACACCCCGAGCGAUUUUGACAGAAGUCACAUUCUGCAAGGUGUCCUUGCCUUGGCAAAGAUCUGUUAUGUAAGCGGCGCAAGAGAAAUACAUACCACGAUUCAGGGUCUUGAGCCUUUUGUUCGUUCUCCAGCUUCUCUUUCCAUCAAUUCAAACGACUUUUCUUCCGACCCUUCUUUCCAAACUUGGCUCACAAAACUCUCUACUAUGAACACAAAACCUCCAGCAUCUCAAUUUGCAUCUGCGCAUCAAAUGGGUACUUCGCGCAUGAGUACACGCCCGGAAAAUGGAGUUGUAGAUCCCAAAGGAAAGGUUUGGGGCGUGGAAAAUUUGUACGUUAGUGAUGCAAGUGUAUUUCCAAGUGCGAGCGGUGUUAAUCCGAUGAUCACAAAUAUGGCGAUUAGUGACUGGAUUAGUAGAGGCAUUAGUAAGGAAUUAAAUGAGCAAGUUGGUGGAGAGAGGGUCGAGGAAAGAGCGAGGUUGUGAAUAUCGAAUUUCAGGACUUGGUAACGGGAUAUACUGUCAUGAUUGAAAUCAGAACGGCCAACUGGUUUUCAAUCGGCUUGGUAUUAGAUAUGUCUUUAUGGACUGCGGAGCUAUUUGCACCCGGUUUGUUUCUUUAUUUGACGGUUAGGGAAUUUAUUAUUACAGCUUCUUCUCAAUACUCGAAGCAUCUGUUUCUGCGACACGAUACACGAUUUUUUUGAUAUCCUUUCACUCUCAAAGCAAUUAUAGCGCACUUUUAUUCACUCCGAGAUCAACACAUCUGUCAUAUCUCUUGGCAGCCUUGGGAUCACUGCCUUGCCGUGAUCGUUCUCUUUCACUGUUCACGACAAUUUUCUUCUAUCAGAUGACUCUGAACUUCUAGAACAAACCAGUCUUUCAUGAGAACUUCAACAACAGUAGUACAAAUAUUUCUAGGACUUAGUAGGUCUAGCUCAAACGAAUCUCUGAGAAAGAAAAGCGCACUACUCUUUUUAAGUGCCCCCAUAAACCUACCAGAUACCCCUCUUAGAAAUUCUAGAACUUCUAGAAAAACUAUAUAUCCUCUGGCCAAUCACUUUGGCGUCGCUAUCAAAGAAUUCCUCAUAUUCGUCCUCUUCAUUUUUUUUCUUCACAUCAACGCGAACAAUGAUAAGCCUCAAGAACAAUGUUAAGGAGACGUACUAAAUUUGCCGAGAAAUUAAGUCUUCUCAACAGCGAGUAUUUUCUUUUCUUUGAAGAUUUUCAUUAUUACCAUAUUCCCGACUAAAGUCUCUAGAGUAUUUAUACAUAUACAAUAGACAGAGAGAGAGAUGAAUAAGAAGAGAUCUCCAUCUUCCCACUUAUCCACUCCCCCAUUCUCUCAUUUUAAUUCUCGUUCAUACACCUAGCCAUUCGUUACCUAGGCAUCAUUAUCAGCACCUUCAAACCAAUUUUCCAUUAUCAAUAUAGCCACGUUCAUUAACAGUUUAAAUACAAGAAAAGAUGUUUGCCCUACCAAUCGUUACAACAUUUCCUUACUACCCACGACCUCCUCAUAUUCCUCCCUAAGAUCGUUUGAAAGCUCUUGAGGCAUAGCAACGAGAUCCUUUACCUUCCUGCCCGCUCUCUCAAUACCUACGCAUCACAACUCUCAACUUUACAACAAAAUAUAAACCAUCCAAAAACCAAAAAGAUGUGGAACAAGAAUCCAGCAAUAGCACAAACAUUGACCCAAAUCGCACAAAUUCAACCGCUUCCAAAGCCAUACAUACCCCUCAUCCUCAAAUCCUCGCGACUAGAUAGAUACAUACCAUCAAGAUCCCACAUUCUCUCACCCCCGAUCAAAACACUCAAAGAUCAUUUUCACGCUCGCAAUAUCAAUCAAUCACUAGCAAAACAAGCCCCUUUCAAAUGUUACGUAUCGCUUUCGAAGCUCGCAGAUAUUAAAUCUAUCUUUCUCCUAACUCUGUGCAAGAGCUAUGCGUUGCAAUGGUAUUCUAUCGCACCCCAAAUAGUAUGCAUCAGCGCGCCACACUUAUAUUCAAAAUUCUCUCAAAUCUUCCUCGAUCAAAGAUGGUGCGGUAAUAAUGGAGAACAUCUACCAUUCGUCGCUUCAUCAACCCAUGAUCUUUUACUUUACAUAUUAUACUGCGAUAAGUAUUCGAGCCCACAGCUUACAGCGCACAACAAAAAUAUCAUUACCACCUACCGAUCUACCUACCCACCACCCUUCCCCUACAGGUAUACCGACCAGAACUUAGAGAUAUAGAAAGCAUCAUUGUUCACCCUAAAGAAAUGUACAUAAAGUCUCACAAGAAAUACAUUGCGUCGUUUAUCUCACAAGCACCCAAAAACAUAUACACACGUGUUU
Messenger RNA from Botrytis sinoallii, 4238 nucleotides. RefSeq lists its product as uncharacterized. NCBI's taxonomy places the organism in Eukaryota, Fungi, Ascomycota, Leotiomycetes, Helotiales, Sclerotiniaceae. Bases 116 to 2389 code for a protein of 757 amino acids. Gene Ontology annotation, molecular function: long-chain-alcohol oxidase activity; flavin adenine dinucleotide binding. The transcript has 3 exons. The record is from RefSeq and is a predicted model, not a curated record.